Messenger RNA from Anguilla rostrata (American eel), 7166 nucleotides. Its product is annotated as mitogen-activated protein kinase kinase kinase kinase 4. Gene Ontology annotation, molecular function: ATP binding; protein kinase activity. Gene Ontology annotation, biological process: protein phosphorylation. The coding region runs from base 16 to 3390 and encodes 1124 amino acids. The record is from RefSeq and is a predicted model, not a curated record. The transcript is spliced from 27 exons. Lineage: Eukaryota; Metazoa; Chordata; Actinopteri; Anguilliformes; Anguillidae.
CGUUCCCUCUCCCUAAUGCUCUGUGUCUUCCCUCAGGGCCUGGCGCACCUCCAUUCUCACCACGUCAUUCACCGCGACAUCAAGGGACAGAACGUGCUGCUGACCGAGAACGCCGAGGUGAAACUGGUGGAUUUCGGAGUGAGCGCCCAGCUGGACAGGACCAUUGGGAGGAGGAACACCUUCAUCGGCACCCCCUACUGGAUGGCGCCGGAAGUCAUCGCCUGCGAUGAGAACCCAGACUCCACAUACGACUACAGGAGUGACCUGUGGUCUUUGGGAAUCACUGCACUGGAGAUGGCUGAAGGUGCUCCACCUCUGUGCGACAUGCAUCCCAUGAGAGCCCUCUUCCUCAUCCCACGGAACCCCUCCCCCAAGCUCAAAUCAAAGAAGUGGUCGAAGAAGUUCCUGACCUUCGUAGACAACUGCUUGGUGAAGAACUACCUGCACCGGCCCAACACCGAGACGCUCCUACGACACUCCUUCGUCAAAGACCUGCCCAACGAGCGGCAGGUGCGCAUCAUGCUCAAGGACCACCUGGACAGAGCCAGGAAGAAAAAGGGGGACAAAGAAGAGACAGAGUAUGAGUACAGUGGCAGUGAGGAUGACGAGGAGGAGAUGAACGAGGAAGAAGGAGAGCCCAGCUCCAUCGUGAACCUGCCGGGCGAGUCCACGCUGCGACGGGAGUUCCUGCGGCUGCAGCAGGAGAAUAAGAGCCGCUCGGAGGCGCAGCGCCAGCAGCAGGUGCUGCAGCAGCAGCUCCGCGACCAGGAGCGCUACAAGAAGCUGCUGCAGGCCGACCGGCAGAAGAGGAUCGAGCAGCAGAUGGAGGAGCGCCGGAGACUGGAGGAUCAGCAGAGGAGGCAGCAGCAGGAGGCCGGCUUCCAGUGGCCCGAGCUGCAGGAGAUGCUCUGGAGGGAGGAGCCGGAGCCCGAGGGGCGGAGCCUGCUGGAGGAGAGGCGCAAGCUGACCGACGGACAGAAGAGAGGCGACAGGAAACAGCUGGAAGACUCAGGCAAACAUAAGACUGAUGUUGGAGGGAGACCGGUUGGUCCAUUGACAGACCAGCGAAGGGGCAAGCCCGCUCCUCUUCCUCAGCAGCAGCCGCCGUUGCAGUCGCAGCAGCAGCAGCAGCAGCAGCAGCAGCAGCAAGGCAGAAAGUUCCACCGCACGCUGCCCAAAGAUCAGGCCCAGCUGCUCUCGCUUCAGCACGACCACAGGCACAAGCAGCGGGAGCCCCAGAAGGCCACUAGCGCCGCGCCUAGCUGCCCGGCAAAUAGCCAGCGCAAAGCGAUGGAUGACAGGGGGAAAAUGGCCGAUGGCUAUCUGUCCAACCUGAACCGCCUGGCCGCCGGGCUCCCUCUGCACGUCCAGUCCAGGCUGGGCUCCGGGAGCAACUCCAGCCCCUGCACACCCGCCCUGCAGAGGGCCGCGGUGCACCAGAACGCCAACCUUCGGUCCAGUAGGGAGUCCCACCACAGCAGCUCCCUGUCGGACAUGGCCACCUCGCCCGUGUCCCCCACCGCGGACGACGUCUUCUGGGACGUCUUCCCCAGCCCGGAGGAGCGCCCCCCCAAGGUUCCAGAACGUACGACGUCAAAGUUUUACUGUAAAGAACUGCUGAGUCACCACAGGACAGCGUCGAGUGGGUUUCCUUCGUCCCCGGUGGAGAAGUUGGGCAAGCCCCUCCCCUCACUGAGCAGCUCCUCUGGCGGCUCACAGUCAGGAUUCUGUAAGAUCGAGAGUCCCCUGUUGCCGUGCCGACAGCAGCCGUGCAGACAGCCGCAGGAGCGCUCUCCGCUGUCCCCCCUCCAGCACCCGGGCUUUGGCCUCUCUCCCGGGCCCAAGUCGAACCCGAGCUCGUUCCUGAAGGCCACGGAGUACUCCUCCUCCAGCGACGAGCCAGGGAGCAGCGACGAGGAGGAGAGGAACCGGCCUGUGGAUAACAGGAAGGGGGGGAAGUUUUUCAAAGCGGCCCCCGAUGGAAUCGUCCUUCAGCCCCACUGCAGUCUGAACCAGCAGCAGCGUGCGGCGGGCUCUAAGGCCGGCCGCCAGCCGAGGCCCCCCGGCUCAGAAUCCAGUCAGAAUUACCUUCUCCCUGAUCUCCUACAGAAGAGCCCCCCCUUCGAGACCCACGGAUGGCUCCCCCGGGACGCCCUGUACCCCCAGACCCCUCCCGGCCGCACCCCUGACCUGGACAAACCGGUGAAUGGGCAGGUGGGAAAGAAGAGCUCCUCUUCCUCCUCUUCCUCAUUCACGACCUUCAUCGACCCACGCCUGCUGCAGAUAUCUCCUCCUCCAAGCCCAAUGGACCAGAGUCCCACUGGCUGUAAACCAGAGCCCGUCCGGAGGGAGAACCACAGGAAGGGGUCCGUGGUCAACGUCAACCCCACCAACAUCCGGCCCCAGAGCGACACUCCCGAGAUCCGCAAGUACAAGAAGAAGUUCAACGCCGAGAUCCUGUGUGCCGGCCUGUGGGGGGUGAACCUGCUGGUGGGCACGGAGAACGGGCUGUGGCUGCUGGACCGCAGCGGGCAGGGCAAGGUGUACCCGCUCAUCAGCAGGAGGCGCUUCCAGCAGAUGGACGUCCUGGAGGGGCUCAACGUCCUCAUCACUAUCUCAGGUAAAAAGAACAAGCUGCGGCUGUACUACCUGUCCUGGCUCCGGAACAAGAUCCUGCGGAACGACCCGGAAGUGGAGAAGAGGCAGGGCUGGACGUCCGUGGGGGACCUGGAGGGCUGCGUGCAUUACAAAGUCGUACGAUAUGAGAAGAUCAAGUUCCUCGUCAUCGCCCUGAAGAACGCGGUGGAGGUGUACGCCUGGGCCCCCAAACCGUACCACAAGUUCAUGGCCUUCAAGUCCUUCACCUCCCUCCCUCAGAAGCCCCUCUCCGUGGACCUGACCGUGGAGGACGGCCAGAGGUUAAAGGUCAUCUACGGCUCCCUGUCGGGUUUCCAUGCCAUCGAUGUGGACUCAGGGACGCCCUACGACCUCUACCUUCCCACGCACAUCCACGGCGUCAUCCGGCCCCACGCCAUCAUCAUCCUGCCCAACACCAGCGGCAUGGAGGUGCUGGUGUGCUACGAGGACGAGGGCGUCUACAUCGACACCUACGGCCGCAUCGCCAAGGAGACGGUGCUGCAGUGGGGGGAGAUGCCCGCCUCCGUGGCCUACCUCCAGUCCAACCAGGUGAUGGGCUGGGGGGACAAAGCUAUCGAGCUGCGGUCUGCCGAAACAGGAAACCUGGAGGGGGUCUUCAUGCACAAGAAGGCGCAGAAGCUCAAGUUUCUAUGCGAGAGGAACGACAAAGUGUUUUUUGCCUCGGUGCAGUCGGGCGGUAGCAGCCAGAUCUACUUCAUGACUCUGGGGCAGAACUCCCUCUUCAACUGGUGACCCCCGGAGCUCGCGGUCACUCUUUUUUUUUUUUUUUUUUUUUUUUUUUUGAAAAAAGCACAAGCAUUUCAGGGUUCUCAGCCCAAAACGCGCCCAGGAUUCGGUUUGUCAGGUUUUUUAUACGUGGGCUUAUCCCGAUUUUGAAAAAGAGAGAACGUUUUGCUUUGUAAACCUCGUACUGUUCACAACGCCUGUUAAUGCGAGCCCCGAGGUCCAACACCGUAGGCUGUUGUUAUUGCCGUUGGCAUUUAACGUGUGCAAUAAAAGGAGUAUCAUAUUUUAAGCACUAGAUAUAUACCUCAGAGCAAAUUUCCGACAGUUUCAAUAUUCCCGGGGGGAUUCGAUUUUAUAGAGAGCCCUCAAAGUAGAAUGUUUUUCGUCCAGUGCCUACAUUCAAGAGUGGAUAGCUGUUGGAUGAUCUCUUAUCUGUACCUGAAUGCUAGAAAUGAUGUGACUCAACCAUGCGUUCGUCAUGUUAUUAUAACAUGCUCAGAGAUCUCCCAUGCCGCUUCGGAGCCUGCUGUCGUUGCUGUUCACAUCGUCAUCUCUCUCAGUUGUAAUAAACUGAACCAUAGAAAAUGUCAGGGAACAUGCAUGGUGUGCACACAUAGCAUUAUGGGAUAGAUCCACACAGACUGCAUCUCUUAUGGUGUUUGUUGUAGGUUAUAAUAGAUGGAGGUCCUCUAUAAAAUCUUCAAGGCUUCAAGGCAGUGAGGUGUCUUCAUCGAUUCAUAAAAGUAAGAACAUGAUAAUAUAGUUGAUGCCUGAUCAGUAUUUGAUGGGCGCUGGAAAUAAAUAGCACUGGUCCCUAUUCUGUGGAGGAGAGUAUGGGACCAGUGUUCAUUAUAUUGUUUAAAAUUCCCAUGAAGCAUUAAAGUCUGGACUACAAUGACCUGGUGACUAGUAAUGACUGUAAAUCCGUGCAUAUAUGAUGGAAUUGGUGUCACUAAAAUGGAUACUAUUUUGUCUGCACACGUGCAUUAAUAUUACUUUUUCAACUUGCAUAUUCUGAAAAGGUUUGUUGUUCUACACUAAGAAAACUGACCCUGUUUGUUUCACGAUGCCCAUUUGGAUGGCAGAAUUAAUUUUAGAUCAGUUCAGUUAGCAUUCGCUCGUUUAAUUGAUGAAGGGGCUUCCGCUUGUCUUGAGGCAAACGUACUGUAUGAGUGGGAGUAAUUCUUGCGUUAGCCGCCGCUAGUCUGCAGAUCUAAUAUUACAUAAUGUCCAUCAGUAUUCAGGAAAAAUCUGCUUUUCAGAUGACGAAGUAAACAUAUGGCCUGUCCCCGUUCAGUCUGAGAAGGCGAGCAAUAGCCCUACGCCUCUUCAGGGACGGUGUGUUGCACUUGUUUUUAUGAAGUAAAAAAGAGAUAAGAUUAGUCCAAUAGGUCUUUCCUUACCUUGGUGGAUGUACAUAUUAUUUGCACUGUUUUUUAUAGAUUUUAUAUCUACUUGGUCAUCUGCAUGUAGGGAGUAAAGGUGUUUUCAUAACAUAUAGUCCUUUGCACUAUUGAUGUGAUUUAUUGUACAAUAUCUGUAAGAAAUGCUUUAUUCUAACAGUUUAAAAAAGACUUUUUAUUGUCUUCAUACAUAUUCAGUAUUAUGUAAAUUUGAGAAAAGGGGAGAAAUGUAAGGUUGGAAAUCAGUUCUGUAUAAGGUGGUGACUCUUACUAUAUAAAACAGGCAGAACAUAGUCUUUGUGAAAUAACUAAUAUGGCUUUUGAACAGGGGUGUCCAGUCAAAACCGAAAAGGGCUUAUUCUGAUUUGGGUGCUGGCUUUUGUUUUAUCCCAGGACUAAGACAUAACAGACUAAUCAUAGUCAUUGAUCAAGACCUUGAUAAGUUGAAUCAGGUGUCUUGUGGCUGGGACAGAACAAAAACCUGCACCCACACCAGCCCUUUUUGGAUAAGAUUGGACACCCCGCCUUAGAAGGACCUUCCAUGCAGUUUCAGCUGAAUAAGGUGUGAAUGCCAGUAUCUGUGAUAAAAAUGAAUACAUAUCGCUUGUGAAGAAAAUGCAGUUAACUAUUGAUGAUGGACAACUUAGACAUCCAGCUACCCUGGAAAAUAUAUGGGCUUGAAAAAAAUGUGAAUCACUUCAUAUGUUGCAUUAAUUUGAAUAAAUAUUAAAAUGAUCUUACUUUUACAGUUUCCUAAAUGUACUUAAUUUGUCAGUCUAAUGUAUAAGUGAAAGAGCAGUUGUUCAUAAUUCUCCUCUUGAAAAGUAGUAGUUUCCACUAAAUUUUGGGAUUUUCAGAAUUGUGAAGAACACUUUUGUAUUUUGCUUUGUGCUGAUCCUUUUUGAUGCUGAAUGAUUGUACUUUUUUUUUUUUACCCCUUUGCCCACCUCCCAAAAAAAUGUUAUGUUAUGCUGUGCCGUGUUGUGUUUGUCUUCACCUUGCAUUAUGGCCACCAGGUGGAGCUAUAUGUAAAUGUUACAAUGACGUUUAUGUUGGUAAUACAGCUGGUUCUGUAAACAUAUUUAAGUAGAUAAUAUCUUUCUCUAAAUGACAGAUUGUUAUGAAUUAACCUUGUACUGUAUUAUCAAUAUUGACCUUUCUUCCUCUUUUUCUGGGUGUGGCUGUAAAUAGAUAAUAGUUUUCAGGUGCAUUCAACUGACAAGCGCAUUACUCAGCUCAAGAUAUGAGGUACUUCUUUUGAAAACGUACAGUACAAACUAUCACUGUAAUAGGAAUUUGUCUGAUUUUUAUGAACUGAAGUAACAGUUACAGUCAGCGUGCUUCUUCCCACAGCCAACCAGGUGAUUUUCUGUGAUUAUUUUUGCCACAGCAAUAGAAGCCCUGUAGUCCUAAAUUAAAUACAUUUGACAAAUAUAAGCAGAACAUAGGCUAGUGGAAAACAAUUCAUCAGUAGUAGCUGGUUAAGAAGAACGAUUACAUAUUUUCAGGAACAAGUACUGUUAAUGUAUGACUGUAACAUGGUUUUGAAAGCCAUCAGCCUGAACUGCUGGUGUCAUAACAGAGAGGAUAUUUUAGUUCUUUAGGUUUUUUUCUCUCUCUCCAAUUUUUCUCCAAACUGCAUUGAAACUGCAUUGUGUUUCUGCGAAUUAUAAGGGUUUUUGUACAACCCUUAUAAUAUAAAGCUGUCAAGUAGCUGUUAAACUGGCUGCCUGUUUUCAGAGGCCACUGCUUUAAUUCAUCAAGGGGAAAAAGGCAUAUUAAGUAUAUGGCAUGUUUGUCGUGCCAUUUAUAAGUGUUGUCGUGGUUGAAGUUGUAUGGAAUUGGUGGCUUUAAAGUGUGGAUUGUAUUUUUUUUUUAAACCUGUCAUUUGAAAUGGGAAAUGGGACUGGUUUGCCAGGAAGUAUAAUGGAGGUGUAGCGAGAGAUGGAAGGACAGAGCAAGUUGACGUAGGGCGGGUGCAAGUGUGCAGUGUAGUAGAGGUCUGUGAGCCGCUGCUGUUUAGGGGCGGUUCUGCUAAGAAAGUCGAGGAGAUUUCGGGGUUUGUGUGCCAAGAAUAGUGCCAUUGCUUUAAGAUGUUCUAGAAGGUUGACAGUAUACAUGCUUGCCAAUGAAAUGCAAAUUGAGCGAAAUGUGAGACAAGAAUUAUUAUUUUAUUUUUAUUUUUUGACAAAUGUCCAAUGCCUGUUUUUCUUUUUUUUUUCUUUUUUUUUUUUUGCCUGUGAAAAUGUAAAAUAACAAGCAUUACAGACUAUUUACUGUUUCAAAGAAAAUGUAUUUGGUAAGUUUUUUUGCUUAUACAUUUUUCUCAGAAAUUUGUAAUAAUGUCCCUAUUAUAUUAAAAGAUAAUCAUUCUCCCAA